Molecule: messenger RNA, 2874 nt
Organism: Tinamus guttatus (white-throated tinamou)
Lineage: Eukaryota; Metazoa; Chordata; Aves; Tinamiformes; Tinamidae
Source: RefSeq, a predicted model, not a curated record
CAAACUGCAUUGCAUUGGAGUGCCUACUACAAUAACCCAGAGCAUGUGAAACUUCUCAUCAAGCAUGAUUCAAAUAUUGGAAUCCCUGAUAUUGAAGGAAAAAUCCCACUUCACUGGGCAGCUAACAACAAGGACCCUAGCGCAAUUCAUACUGUGAAAUGUAUUCUGGAAGCUGCACCUACAGAAUCUCUGCUUAACUGGCAAGACUACGAAGGACGAACUCCCCUUCAUUUUGCUGUUGCUGAUGGGAACGUAGCUGUCGUUGAUGUCCUGACCUCUUAUGAAGGCUGCAAUGUGACGUCUUAUGACAACUUGUUUCGAACUCCUCUUCACUGGGCAGCCUUACUUGGUCAUGCACAGAUUGUACAUCUCUUACUAGAAAGAAACAAGUUUGGAACUAUCCCAUCUGACAGUCAAGGUGCAACACCACUACACUAUGCAGCACAAAGCAAUUUCGCUGAAACAGUGGAAGUAUUUCUGAAACAUCCUUCUGUAAAAGAUGACUCAGAUCUUGAAGGAAGAACAUCCUUCAUGUGGGCAGCUGGGAAAGGCAGUGAUGAUGUCAUUAGGACUAUGCUGAAUUUGAAAUUAGAUAUUGAUAUCAAUAUGACAGACAAAUACGCUGGCACAGCAUUACAUGCUGCUGCACUUUCUGGCCAUGUCAAUACAGUGAAAUUGCUGUUGGAACACAAUGCACAGGUCGAUGCUUUGGAUGUCAUGAAACACACUCCGCUUUUCCGAGCCUGUGAGAUGGGACACAAAGAAGUGAUCCAAACACUCAUUAAAGGAGGAGCAAGAGUAGAUUUAGUUGACCAAGAUGGCCAUUCGCCCCUUCACUGGGCAGCCCUGGGAGGAAAUGCUGAUGUGUGCCAAAUCUUGAUAGAAAAUAAAAUCAACCCUAAUGUGCAGGAUUAUGCAGGUAGAACACCUCUGCAGUGUGCUGCAUACGGAGGUUAUAUUAACUGCAUGGUAGUGUUACUGGAAAACAAUGCAGAUCCAAAUAUUCAGGAUAAAGAGGGAAGAACUGCUUUACACUGGUUGUGUAACAAUGGCUACCUUGAUGCUAUUAAGUUGCUGCUUGGUUUUGAUGCUUUCCCUAAUCAUAUGGAGAACAGUGAGGAGAGAUAUACUCCCCUUGAUUAUGCCUUGCUUGGGGAACACCAUGAGGUGAUUCAGUUCAUGUUAGAACAUGGGGCUCUCUCUAUAGCUGCCAUACAGGACAUUGCUGCUUUCAAAAUUCAGGCCAUCUAUAAAGGAUACAAAGUUAGAAAAGCUUUUCAAGAGAGGAAGAAUCUUUUAAUGAAACAUGAACAGCUGAGAAAAGAUGCAGCUGCCAAGAAACGUGAAGAAGAAACUAAGAGAAAAGAAGCCAAGCUGCAAAAAGGAAUGCAGAACUUGGAGCAAAAUAAGUUUGGAGUGCAACAGAAUUCUGGAAAUCAAGGGAAGACCACCAGUGCCACGCAGUUGCCUAGUAAACAAAGUGACAUGCAGAGUAACAGACUUCCCUCCUGCAACGCUUCUCCAAACUCGUCGGGGAGAAGCAGUGGAGAUUCACCUAAGGCUUGUCGCAGCAAAGGGACACCAAAGGAGACUUGCCUGUCUGCAGAGCAUCAGAGUGAAGGUCAUAAAAACAGGCAAGCUAAGGAAUUAUUGAGAAAACACACCAAAAACAAGUCAGCUUGUGUCCAUUUCCACCAUGGCAAAGAAAAUGAAGGAAGAAAAAGUGAAGUGAAGCAUCAAGUUGCAGCAGCUGCAGAGCUGGAUAGAGAAAAGCAUCAUGACUACACCACUGAGGCAAAUACUUCUGCUCAGAGGAAUGGAAAGAAUACUUCUACUUGUACAGUCACUAGUGUUGGGGAAAAAUCAAGAGUUCCAGGUCAGUCUUCAUCUGCUAACGGGGACUGUUGCAAAAGAACUGCUGUAAUCUUGUGCAACACCAGCUGUGCUGGUGGAAUUGCAAGAAAUUUGAGACAGCACGAAAUGGUUUCAAAAGGCAGAAGGCAUAAUCAGAAAUCAAGAAAUAAAGAGGUAAAUCAUGAGAGAUGUUCACCAGCUGGCUCUAGUAGACCAGGAAGCGCCAAAAUGGUAUCUGUAAAUACUAGAAAUGACAGUGUACAUGCUGUAGAACAAACUAACAAUGUGGGAAAUAAUGAAUUAGCAAAAAAGAACUGUCCUUCAUUGUCUGCCAUGGAAGAAUCUACAAGAACUGUGCCAAGAAAUCCAUCAGCAUGUUCUGUUUGUGAUGACAGUUUGAACUUGGACAAAACAGAGGUAAUUGGGCCCAGGAAUGCGGAUGAUCAAUUAUGUUCUUCUGUCACAUGGCAAAGUACAAAUAUUGAACAAAUCCCUUUAGAGGUUCGAAUGCAGGUAAUAGAAAACGAAAGAAGAAGAAAAGAGCUUUUUCGGAAAAAGAACUAUGCAGCCACUGUUAUACAGAGGACGUGGAGAAGCUACCGGCUGAGGCGGGAGCUGUUCCGGCUGCUGGGGGCCGCGCGGCGGCGCGAGGACGAUGAGGACGAGCGGCGGCGGGAGGCGGCCGCCCUCUGCGUGCGGGUGGCCUGGAGGAGACCGCAGAGCCACGGCCCGCCCGGGCCGGAGGCGGCCGGCAAACACCCGAGGGCGACGACCAGGGCCAGCGCGGCCACGAAAACGAGCAAGCAGUCCAUCCUAAAGCAGAUCUAUGGACGUUCUCAGGACGGCAAAGCGUAUCAGCCAGCAAGACCUCCCUCAAAGUUUAAACUUUCUGAAGUGCAUCUGGCCUCAGUGAACGACCUACAGUACGUUAAUCUGCUGGAGAACAUGGGAAAAUCAAAGCAGUUUUCCUACAACAUGAGAUCAGCCACUUCUGCAAAAUCAAGAAGACUCAAGCAUUGA